AUGACCACAGCAAUAUCCGCGUCUUUCUUCUUCCUUCAGCAUGAUGUGAAGUGGGAUAAAGAAAAGCCUUAUCACGUCCUGUUCAAUCCCCCAGAAGGAUUGGAAAAGAGCAACCUAAAUCUACAGCAAGUGAGCAACAUUAUAGUGAACGACGUUCGAGAGCUUGACACUCCACCCACAAUCGAAAAGCACGGGUUUACGCUGAUCAAAAUUGAUACGGGACUUUUGAAGUCCGAGGAGUUUGACGACACCCAAAAGGUUGCAGCUAUUUUCCUCCCACGAGCGGCUGCUGCCGUAAAAGAAGCACUCGGUGCACAUCGAAUUCAAUUUUUUGAUACCACGGUUCGAAGACGACAUCCCGAAUUCCCUAUUCACGUAGGGGGAAGUUAUGCUCACCUACAACCGACCUCUAUCGCCCAUAUUGACACAACCGAAGUUGAUGCGGAAGGCAUAAUGUUCAAGUUAAAUCCACGCGAGGCUGCUGAGCUGAGCAAAACAAAAUACCAAUGGUUCAACAUUUGGGUACCAUUAAAGGGCCCAGUACGCGAUUAUCCUUUGGCAUUACUUGACAUUAACACAGUAGAUCGUAACACAGACCUCGCUCAUCAAGAUACAGUCAAAAGCGAUGUGGUGCACGAAACGUACCAAAUAUUUAGCAAUAGUAACCACCGUUGGUACUAUGUUAAAGAUCAGAUGCCUGAUGAGGCCUGGUUAUUUAUACAAGCCACAUCAGGCGAUAAUCCUCCACCUGGCAAGAUAAACACCAUCCCUGGCGAGGUGUAG
Messenger RNA from Trichoderma aggressivum f. europaeum, 783 nucleotides. RefSeq lists its product as uncharacterized. The transcript has 4 exons. Gene Ontology annotation, molecular function: oxidoreductase activity. Lineage: Eukaryota; Fungi; Ascomycota; Sordariomycetes; Hypocreales; Hypocreaceae. The record is from RefSeq and is a predicted model, not a curated record. Bases 1 to 783 code for a protein of 260 amino acids.